AUGGAGAACGAAUAUUUCAAUUUGACUUCAUCUCCUUAUCUCUCCACUUAUUCCUCUCUUUCAUCAAUUCAUCGAAUCCCCGAAAUGCCCACUGGAUCUUUGGAAACUUCUGUCUUCGACAAUAUCCAACAUUUCUCGAAUCGUCGCCCGCCCAUUUUCAGCCCAGAAAGAACUCCGAUGACUCUCAAAAAGCCCAGAAGAAGUUUACCCGUUCUAAAAGAAAUGAAAAAUAUCUAUGACCAAUUUGGAAAAUUUCGCCAAAAGCCGAUCACUCAAUCGAUCCCUUCAAUUUCGAGAUCGCUUUCCGUUUGCACGUUCGCCCGUCGUUGGUUGAGAAUUGUUUACGGGACAACGAUUGCACAACGAGAAGUCACCGCAGCCACGCAUGAGCCCUUCGACACCGAGAGAAAGUCAAGGAUCUAUGUGAUUCAUAGAUUUUUUACAAAAAAA
Messenger RNA from Mesorhabditis belari, 450 nucleotides. The record is from the annotation of a GenBank genome assembly. NCBI's taxonomy places the organism in Eukaryota, Metazoa, Nematoda, Chromadorea, Rhabditida, Rhabditidae.